Molecule: messenger RNA, 1788 nt
Organism: Lathyrus sativus (Indian pea)
Lineage: Eukaryota; Viridiplantae; Streptophyta; Magnoliopsida; Fabales; Fabaceae
Source: the annotation of a GenBank genome assembly
AUGGGCAAAGAGGAUAACAAUAUUAACCAUAUAGAUAUUGAGGCUAUGAGAAUGGGAAAACAACUCAACUUGGAACAGAGGGAAUAUCUCACCAGAAAUAUCACAGAGGAUGAUAUCAUCAAAGCCCUUAGAGGAAUUGGCAACCUCAAAGCACCAGGCCUGGAUGGUUAUGGAGCCAAAUUCUUCAAGGCUAGCUGGACAACCAUCAAAACUGAUGUGAUAGCAGCGAUAAGGGAUUUUUUCGAAAUAGGUAAAAUAUACAAACCUUUCAACAAUGUUGUAGUAUCCCUGAUUCCAAAAAGCAAUGAGGCUUGUGAGAUUAAAGAUUACAGACCCAUAGAUGUGUGCACCAUCUUUUAUAAAAUCAUCUCCAAGAUCCUGACUGGAAGAUUGGGAUAUGUCCUUCCUAGUGUGAUAAGCCACAAUCAGGCAGUGUUUAUACAGGGUCAAAACAUUCAUAACCACAUCAUGCUUGCUACUGAAAUCAUAAAAGGGUACACUAGAAAAGGGGGCACACCUAGAAUUAUGAUGCAAAUAGACCUUCAAAAAGCAUAUGAUAUGGUUAAUUGGAAAGCACUGGAGUUUAUAAUGAAGGAGUUAGGCAUUCCAAAUAAAUUCAUCCAGUGGACUAUGCUUGGCAUCACCACGGUAUCCUACAGGUUUAACAUCAUGGGGGGUUAUACUGAGGUCCUUCAAGCCAAAAGAGGGAUUCAACAGGGUGAUCCUCUAUCACCUCUAUUAUUUGUCCUCAUUAUGGAUUACAUGAACAGGUUGUUGGUCAAAAUGCAAAGGGAUCCUAAUUUCAAUUACCAUGCCAAAUGUGAGAGUCUGAAAAUUACCAACCUCACUUUUGCAGAUGACAUACUGCUGCUGUGUAGAGGUGACGAAAUUUCAAUGAAAAUGAUGUUAGAAACUUUCAGAAAUUUCUCCAAAUCCACAGGUCUGAUGAUGAACCCUAACAAAUGCAAGAUUUAUUUUGGGGGUUUGGAUAUGGAAACUAGAAAGAGAUUGAAGGAGCUAUCGGGUUUCCAAGAAGGCGCCCUAUCUGUCAAAUACCUAGGAAUCCCUCUUACUAGCAAAAGAUUAACCAUCACCCACUUUAUGCCAUUGGUGGAUAAAAUAGUGGCUAGAAUUCAUCAUUGGUCUUCUAGGCUCCUAAAUUAUGCCGGUAGAAUUCAACUAGUGAAAAGCAUAGCUUAUGCAAUGGUACAAUACUGGAUGCACUGCCUCCCUCUGCCCAAAUACGUGAUCAAAAAAGUCGAUGCAAUUUGUCGGAGCUUCAUUUGGUCAGGAAAAGAUACUGCGAGCAGGAAAUGCCCUGUGGCGUGGAAAACCACAUGCAGGCCUGCUGCGCAAGGUGGGAUGAACAUACUAAACCUUCAGAUCUGGAACAACGUGCUACUCUUGAAAUGCCUCUGGAACCUUUGCAACAAAACAGACACAAUCUGGGUUAAAUGGAUACAUACUCAAUACUUAAAAGGAAAUAAUGUGAUGAAUUAUGUUCCCAAACCACAUAAUUCUUGGAUCAUGCGGGGCAUUUUGAAACAAAGAGAUAAUAUGGAUUUGAUUCGGUAUGAAUGGAACCAAGCUAUGACCAUGCGCAAGUUUAAAGCGACAACUUUUUAUAAGAUAUUAAUUGAUGAUGGCACAAGGGUGCACUGGAGAAGACUGAUCGGGUACAACAAAGGACACCUGCGAGCAGUCCAAUGCUUAUGGCAAGCUUGUCAUGCGAAGCUUGCGACCAAAGAAAGAUUGAAAUGUUUUGGGGUGAUUGAAGAUAUCAUUUGA